Molecule: messenger RNA, 1858 nt
Organism: Opisthocomus hoazin
Lineage: Eukaryota; Metazoa; Chordata; Aves; Opisthocomiformes; Opisthocomidae
Source: RefSeq, a predicted model, not a curated record
UAAUGGUUUCCAUCCCUGAAUACUAUGAAGGAAAGAACAUCCUCCUGACAGGAGCUACAGGCUUCAUGGGAAAAGUGCUUCUGGAAAAGCUGCUCAGAUCUUGUCCUAAAGUGAAAGCAGUGUAUGUAUUGGUAAGACACAAAGCAGGGCAGACACCUGAAGCACGAAUAGAAGAGAUUACCAGCUGUAAGCUCUUCGACAGGUUGAGAGAUGAGCAACCAGACUUCAAAGCAAAAAUAAUAGUAAUUACGAGUGAACUUACGCAGCCUGAACUGGACCUUAGUGAACCAAUCAAGGAAAAACUUAUGGAAUGCAUUAAUAUUAUAUUUCAUUGUGCUGCCACAGUCAGAUUCAAUGAAACACUAAGAGAUGCUGUUCAGUUAAAUGUGGCUGCCACACAACAGCUCCUCUUCUUGGCACAGCGGAUGAAGAAUCUGGAAGUGUUCAUGCACGUUUCAACUGCCUAUGCAUAUUGCAAUCGAAAACACAUUGAGGAAAUAGUUUAUCCACCUCCUGUCGAUCCCAGGAAACUGAUAGAUUCUCUUGAGUGGAUGGAUGAUGGCCUAGUGAAUGAUAUUACUCCUAAACUGAUAGGCGACAGACCUAAUACUUACACGUAUACAAAAGCCUUAGCAGAAUACAUAGUACAACAAGAAGGUGCAAAAUUAAACACAGCCAUUAUAAGGCCAUCUAUUGUUGGUGCUAGCUGGAAGGAGCCUUUUCCUGGAUGGAUUGAUAACUUCAAUGGACCCAGUGGUCUCUUCAUUGCUGCAGGAAAAGGAAUUCUUCGAACAAUGAGAGCUUCCAACAGUGCAGUAGCAGAUCUUGUUCCAGUAGAUGUUGUUGUCAAUACGACACUGGCUGCAGCCUGGUAUUCUGGAGUUAAUAGACCAAGAAAUAUCAUGGUAUAUAACUGUACAACAGGUGGCACCAAUCCUUUCCACUGGGGUGAAGUUGGAUACCACGUUAAUUUGAAUUUCAAGAUAAAUCCAUUAGAAAGUGCAGUGAGGCACCCUAAUUUUAGUGUGCAAUCCAACCCCCUCUUGUGUCAAUAUUGGACUGCAGUCAGCCAUACCAUACCUGCAUUUUUGUAUGAUCUUUUGCUCAGAUUGACAGGUCAUAAACCGUGGAUGAUGAAAACAAUAACACGUCUUCAUAAGGCCAUGAUGUUAUUAGAAUACUUUACAAGCAAUUCUUGGAUCUGGAAUACUGAAAAUAUGACUAUGCUAAUGAACCAGCUAAACCCUGAAGACAGAAAGACAUUUAAUUUUGAUGUUCGACAACUACACUGGGCAGAAUACAUGGAAAAUUACUGCAUGGGAACGAAGAAAUAUGUGCUAAAUGAAGAAAUGUCUGGCCUUCCUGCAGCUAGGAAACACUUGAAUAAGUUAAGGAAUAUACGCUAUGGCUUCAAUACAGUUCUUGUGAUCCUGAUCUGGCGUAUCUUUAUUGCAAGAUCACAAAUGGCAAGAAAUAUCUGGUACUUUGUGGUUAGUCUGUGUUACAAGUUCCUCUCCUACUUCAGAGCCUCCAGUACUAUGCGAUACUGAAGAAGAUAAUUUAGCAUUAGGACAUCUAUGCAUACGGUGGUCUAACUGCACAAAGCCUGUAACAUGUAGUCAUCUCACAUUUUGUAAAAGCAUAAUUUCGUCUUAAAUUGGAGUGCGAAAUAUACAGUGUGGUAUAUGUAAUGUUAGUUGUGUAUCGUCCUGGAAACAGAGAAAACAAUGGUCAAGUGCCAGGUUGAAUUUGCAUUAGACAAGCAUUUAAGUAGCUUCAGCUCUUUGACCUGGGAAAACAUUUUAGACCACUGACCAACAGAACUGUGCAAUUUGGAACGUGUUUGAUUGAAAUCUGC